Molecule: messenger RNA, 675 nt
Organism: Amyelois transitella
Lineage: Eukaryota; Metazoa; Arthropoda; Insecta; Lepidoptera; Pyralidae
Gene: RpL14
Product: large ribosomal subunit protein eL14
Exons: 2
Coding region: 110-610 (166 amino acids)
Biological process (GO): ribosomal large subunit biogenesis; translation
Cellular component (GO): ribosome; cytosolic large ribosomal subunit
Molecular function (GO): RNA binding; structural constituent of ribosome
Source: RefSeq, a predicted model, not a curated record
GUCGUGUUGGCGACACUCACUUUAUGUCAAAAACUGACAUCGAUGCAUUUAAAGUUCUUUCAUUCUUUUCGUGUUUAAUUUUUAUGUGUCAGGACGUUAAGAGAACGUCAUGCCUUUCGCGCGAUUCGUAGAACCAGGGCGGGUCGCCCUGGUAGCCGAUGGUCCUUUGAAGGGAAAAUUGGUCAGCGUGGUCGACGUCAUUGAUCAGACCCGAGCUCUUGUGGAUGGACCCGGUAGCGGUGUGUCCAGACAACAAAUCCGCCUAAACCAGCUUCACCUCACAAAGUUCCGCCUCAAGUUCCCCUUCACAGCUCCGACACGGAUCGUCAGGAAAGCGUGGACAGAGGCCAAACUGAAUGAGAAAUGGACAGAAAGCCAAUGGUCACAGAAACUGGCUAACAAAGAAAAACGGGCACAGAUGACAGAUUAUGACAGGUUCAAACUAACAUCAGCGCGUGUAAAGAGGAACCGUGCUAGGACUGCGGUAUUCAAGAGUCUGAAGGUGAAAGCGGCGCGUGCUGGCACUUUUGGCAAGAAGAAAAUCCCCAAAACUCCAGCAAAGAAGCCACGUACUAAGAAACCUGCGGCAAAGAAACCAGCAAAGAAGUAAUUCUUUUAUCUGAAAGUUAAAAAAGUGACAAAAAACUAUGCUAAAUAAAGAAUUACUUUAAGCCA